This is a messenger RNA of Dendrobium catenatum, 577 nucleotides long. RefSeq names its product ethylene-responsive transcription factor ERF020-like. Gene Ontology annotation, molecular function: DNA-binding transcription factor activity; DNA binding. The transcript has a single exon. NCBI's taxonomy places the organism in Eukaryota, Viridiplantae, Streptophyta, Magnoliopsida, Asparagales, Orchidaceae. Gene Ontology annotation, biological process: regulation of DNA-templated transcription. The coding region runs from base 44 to 487 and encodes 147 amino acids. The record is from RefSeq and is a predicted model, not a curated record.
CUGCAAAGAAAAUCUCCUCAGAAUCCGCAACGGUCGAAUAACUAUGAGCAGCUCUAACGGUAACAUCCUCGGCGACGACAGGAAUUACAAGGGCGUUCGGUGCAGGAAACAGGGCAAAUGGGUGUCGGAGAUCAGAGUGCCGGGAUCAAGAGACCGGCUUUGGCUUGGCACUUACAGAUCGCCGGAGGCGGCGGCGGUGGCUCACGACACCGCCUUCUUUCUUCUUCGCGGUCCGUCUUCCAAAGGACUGAACUUCCCUGAUCGAGCGGCUAAUAUGCAAUGGGUGAGCUUGUCGCCGAGGUCUGUGCAGAGAGUGGCGUCGGAAUCCGGCAUGGAUUUUGAUGCGAAGUUGAUUGGUCAGUCGUCACAAAUAUUUGAGAGAGAAGAGAGCAGUAAUGGCGAUGGAUUUGGACCAUCUGGUGAUGGGAGCUUAAAUUAUGAUGGAUAUGAAGAUAUAUCUGUUGAUGAUAUGGAGAUAUUAAUGUAGUUUUUAUAAAAAAAUAUGUCCUCUGAUAUCAUGUUAUGUUGUAUUUAUUAAAGUGUUAUAAUCAUUGAUCGGAGAAUUAGACUUUUUUUG